AUGGCCGCAAUUGGAUCUUCUACCCAAAGAAACAUCGUUAUCCUUGGUGGUUCCUAUGGGGGAAUCUCGAUCGCCCACUACGUCCUCAAACACGUAAUUCCCAAGCUCCCCACGCCCGAAACCUACAAAGUCAUCCUCGUCAGCAAAGCCUCGGAAGCGCUAUGCCGUCCAGCCUGUCCUCGCGCAUUGGUUUCUGACAGUUUACUUCCACACGAAAAGAUUUUUGCAAACAUUCCAAACCAGUUCCUACAGUAUCAAAGUAUGAAUUUUCAGUUCAUCAGAGGAACUGUGUCUGAUCUAGAUCAUACCAAUCGAAUUGUUCGCAUUUCCCUGGCCGACAGUGAGCCAGUUGAGACGUUGAACUUUCACGCAGUGGUGAUUGCCACCGGUGCAUCGACGCAUUCCCCCCUUCUUGGCCUUACCGGCAAUGAAGGCAAGCUCAAAGCCGACUGGGCUUCGUUCCGGGAAGCUCUAACCUUUGCAAAGAGUAUUGUCAUUGCCGGCGGAGGCCCAAGUGGUAUCGAGGUAGCUGGAGAACUUGGUGAAUAUUUGAAUGGGAGAGCGGGCGUCUUCGAUUCCAACCUGAAGGCUCCGAAUGUUCCGAUCAGUGUUGUUACAUCGAGUUCGAAGAUACUCCCUCGACUUCGUUCAGGCAUUGCGGACAAAGCUGAGAGAUACCUCGCCGAGGUCGGUGUGUCGGUGAUCAAGGGGACGUCCAUUAAGACUGUAGCCCCUGAAACGGCAGGUACUAAGGAUGUCACCAAAAAGGCAGUGAUAACCCUUGACAAUGGAAAUGUCCUGGAAGCAGAUCUCUAUAUACCGGCCUUUGGCACAGUACCGAAUACAGGGUUCAUUGAUAGGUCUCUUCUUAGUACAGAUGGCCGAGUCAAGACAGAGCCAGGAACGCUACGCGUCGACAAAGCCGGACCUCGCAUUUAUGCAAUAGGAGACGCCUCAUCAUGGGCAAGGCCAGCUGUGCACAACAUCCUGGACGCUGUCCCUGUCCUCGGUGCGAACUUGAGAAGAGACCUGCUGCUUGCCACGGCCCUAAGAGACAUCGUCAUCGAAGGUGACAAAACAUUCAAAGAAGAUACAAGAGAGAUGCAAUUGGUCCCGAUUGGAACGAGCAAAGGAGUCGGUGCGGUCAUGGGAUGGCAGCUGCCGAGUUGGCUGGUCUGGCUCAUGAAAGGUCGAGAUUAUUGGCUGUGGACAACCAGUAGUCUCUGGAACGGUAGGAAAUGGUCAACUCCGUAA
Neoarthrinium moseri is the source of this 1254-nucleotide messenger RNA. RefSeq lists its product as uncharacterized. The record is from RefSeq and is a predicted model, not a curated record. The coding region runs from base 1 to 1254 and encodes 417 amino acids. Gene Ontology annotation, cellular component: cytoplasm. Lineage: Eukaryota; Fungi; Ascomycota; Sordariomycetes; Amphisphaeriales; Apiosporaceae. Gene Ontology annotation, molecular function: flavin adenine dinucleotide binding; electron-transferring-flavoprotein dehydrogenase activity. The transcript has a single exon.